AUGGAUGCUGAGAGACUUGGUAUGAUUGGUGCACUAGUCCAGCAGCAGAAUCAGAACCUCCUCAGAUUGCAACAAACUGUUGACAGAAGGAGAAGAAGGAGAGACAGAGUUGUGUGGGUCAGACAGUGGAUACUGAGAAGGCCUGAACAUGGACUGUAUGAGAAGCUGAUGGUGGAGCUGAGGAAUGAGGAUCCCCGAGCCUUCAAGCACUUCAUGAGGAUGCCACCAGCCAUGUUUGAUGAAGUUGUACAGAGGCUGACCCCCAGAUUGACCAAGCAAGACACCAAUUACCGAGCAAGCCUGGAACCUGGUCUAAAAGUGGCUAUCACCCUACGGCACCUGGCCUCUGGUAACACCUACAGAAACAUGCAAUACGCCUGGAGGGUUCCUCACAACACCAUCAUUGGUGCCAUUGAUGGCAAGCACGUGGCCUGUAAAUGUCCUCCUAACUCUGGCUCCGAAUUCUACAACUACAAAGGCUUUUACAGCGUGAUUCUGUUUGCCAUGGUGGAUGCUGACUACAGGUUCACCUAUAUUGACGUCUCAGGCAAUGGCUCAUCCUCAGACGCUCAAAUCUACAACGAAAGUGAUCUCCAUCGUGGGCUGGACCAGAACAGGAUUCAUGCCUUUCCUCAGCCAGACCCCUUACCCAAUGACCAUCAGGAUGUGCCUUACUUCAUCGUCGGGGAUGACGCCUUCUCACUGCGAACCUACCUCAUGAAGCCGUACAGCAACAGAAACCUCACCCAUGAAGAGCGCAUCUUCAACUAUCGACUGUCCAGGGCAAGACGGGUAGUGGAGAACGCCUUCGGCAUCCUGGCCAACAGGUUCCAGAUUCUGCUCACAACCAUGCAACAUCACCAUGAAACUGUCAGAACCAUCGUAGAAGCUUGCUGCAUCCUCCACAACCUGAUGCGCACCCGCUACCCAGUGCUCUAG
Messenger RNA from Penaeus chinensis, 939 nucleotides. RefSeq names its product protein ALP1-like. The transcript is spliced from 2 exons. The record is from RefSeq and is a predicted model, not a curated record. NCBI's taxonomy places the organism in Eukaryota, Metazoa, Arthropoda, Malacostraca, Decapoda, Penaeidae. Bases 1 to 939 code for a protein of 312 amino acids.